Molecule: messenger RNA, 815 nt
Organism: Bactrocera dorsalis (oriental fruit fly)
Lineage: Eukaryota; Metazoa; Arthropoda; Insecta; Diptera; Tephritidae
Product: protein D3-like
Exons: 2
Coding region: 99-728 (209 amino acids)
Source: RefSeq, a predicted model, not a curated record
UUAAUUUAAUCGCCUAAAGCAUAUUACUUUUAGAUUUCACAUGCGAAAUACAUAUAUCGGUUGUAAAAUAUACAGUUAAUCCAUCGCAGGACAUUUAAAUGGUGAACUCAAAGAUUAUGAAAAUAUUUUGGCUUUUUUUGAUCGCGGCCAAUAUAAGUGCAAACGAAACAAAUGACGUCAAGACAAUAUUCGAGCAACUUGAAGUCGUUCCAGAUGUUGUACCAAGUGCACCAAACCGGUUUCUAAAAGUGACGUAUGCCAACGACUUGGAAGUGAAAGCGGGCAUAGAACUCACACCAACUCAAGUAAAGUCACAACCUGUGGUAGAAUGGGAGGCGGAUCAAGAUUUAUUUUACACACUUAUAAUGACAGAUCCAGACGCACCAAGUCGCAAUGCACCAAAAUUUCGCGAGUUCAAACACUGGCUAGUGGGUAACAUCCCAAACAAUGAUAUUUCAAAAGGUGAAGUUCUAAGCGCUUAUGUUGGCUCAGGACCUCCAAAAGAUUCAGGACUGCAUCGUUAUGUAUUCUUGCUGUACAAGCAGAAUGGAAAGUUGGAAUUCACUGAGGCAAGAGUUGGAAAUAACAGCAGAGAAGAACGUCCUAAUUUCCGUACAGCUAACUUUGCUUUAAAGUAUGACCUUGAUUAUCCUGUAGCAGGCAACUUUUAUCAAGCGCAAUGGGAUGAAUAUGUUCCCUUCGUUCAUAAACAGCUUUCAGGCAACUAACACUAUUUGAUAUAUUGAUUUGGUUUGUAUUCAAUUGUAAAUAAUUUCUUUAAUUAAAUAACACUUGUUCGGCUGCUUUCAAAAUUA